Messenger RNA from Pelodiscus sinensis (Chinese soft-shelled turtle), 760 nucleotides. The record is from RefSeq and is a predicted model, not a curated record. Lineage: Eukaryota; Metazoa; Chordata; Testudines; Trionychidae.
AGAGGCAGGCGAUGAGGGGUUAACCUGAGAAGGGGGCACUGAAAGGGGGCCCCGCCACGGAGGAGGAAAUCCAGCAGCCUCGGGAGUUUUGUUUUGAAGCCCUGGACGCACCCAGUCCCGGGCAGCCGGCCAACGAGCAGUUUCGUUUUCUGAGGAAGUGACGGGUCCGGGGAGCAGGACGGGAGAGAAGGCGGACGGGGCCCGGGGAUCCCUUCGCCCUCGUUGGGGGGCAGAACACAGCCCAGAAUCCAGAGCAGGGGGGCUCGGAGAAAGCCACCCCCCGGAUCUGAGCACAGCCGGGUGACCCAGCAUGGAGCCAACCCGCCCGGGGAAAUCUGCAGCUACAAUCUUUGUGAAAACCCUCACGGGCGAGACUCUGUCGGUGGACGUGUAUUUGGACGAGACCGUGCUGGAUCUGAAGAGGAAGAUCGAGGCCCAAGAAGGAACUCCGGUCGACCAGAUGCGUCUGAUAGCCUCAAAUCCAGGCAGACAGCUGAACAAUGACUGGACCCUGCGGCGCUCGGGGCUGACCGAUGGCUGCGUCGUCCAUUUGGUUCUAAGAUUGCGUGGUGGUGGAGACAUAACGACAACCCCCCUUCUUCCAGACUCUUCCAGAGGUAACGCCGCAGAUUGUCCUAGACCCGGAGAGGAACAAGACCAUCUACAGGACGACAAAUAUAAUGAGGACAAAUGCAAAAUAAAAGGGAAAGGUCUUGAGUUGGAAAUGAAUACGGAGACGAUUAUUGUGCCUUUGGGAUAA